AUGCGAUCGGGAUGUUCCCGUCCUAGUACCUCCGUCAAUAGAUCAGAUCGAGGUCAAGCUCCAAAACUCCUUGAGAUAAUUGAAUAUCGUUUUGGAUCAAUAAAUGCAAACAAUACAAUUGAAGCCACCGACUGCAAGUUGAAGCUACCAUAUGGCACAGUACGCCCAUCAUCAGCCAAAGGAACUGGCUUCCAUUCCGGAGAUGGGGUAAUUCAUUUGAUUCCUCUAGAAGUCGGAGGUCACUUGAUGGUAUCGAAGGAUAUUAUCUAUAGAGAUCAUCAAUCUUUCCUUCUUCUAGUCUCCCCAACUGAAGGUGUAUAUAAUCUGGGUACAAAACAAAAAGUUACACCAAACGGUGCAGAAAACCAUGAUGCCAAAGAAACCCUAGGGUAG
This is a messenger RNA of Lactuca saligna, 393 nucleotides long. The record is from the annotation of a GenBank genome assembly. Lineage: Eukaryota; Viridiplantae; Streptophyta; Magnoliopsida; Asterales; Asteraceae.